Messenger RNA from Uloborus diversus, 3214 nucleotides. RefSeq names its product zinc finger protein 347-like. The record is from RefSeq and is a predicted model, not a curated record. The transcript is spliced from 2 exons. Gene Ontology annotation, cellular component: nucleus. Lineage: Eukaryota; Metazoa; Arthropoda; Arachnida; Araneae; Uloboridae. Bases 1 to 2790 code for a protein of 929 amino acids.
AUGGAACAUAACUUUUUACCUUCGGAUUUGCCGACCCAAGUACCUAGCUUGGCUGCCGCUAUUGCGAUGAGCUCAUGUGCUUAUGCUUAUAGCAUAUUCAGUGAUCAUCCGAUGAUGGAAAAACCCCCUAUGCUCUCUAUACCUAGCAGUACAACACGCACAGAAGGUGAAGUACCAAACCAAAAUUCUUACCUCAUCACUACUGCCCCUUCCAAUGGCAAUAUUACUCGUGUGACUCAAGGUUCCAAUAGCGGUGGUCCAUCAGAUAGAGAAGACAGUAAAAAAGCGAAAAUAUUUCCCUGCGAAGUUUGCGGGAAAAAAUUUUCGCAGAAAGGAAAUUUGAAGAAUCACAUGUUCUGUCACUCAAAAAUCAAGCCAUUUAAUUGCGAAGUUUGUGGGAAAGGUUUUACCCAGAAAUCAACAAUGGAUUAUCAUCGAAGUAUUCAUCAAGGAUUGAAACCUUUCAGUUGUGAAAUGUGUGGAAAAAGCUUCACUCAGAAAGGUAAUCUUAAAACCCACCUUAUUUCUCAUUCUGGUACAAAACCAUAUUCUUGCGAAAUUUGUGGUCGAGGUUUCGCUCAAAGAGGGAACAUGAAAACCCAUUUAAGAACUCAUUAUGGUGAAAAACCUUUUGAAUGUGAAGUUUGUGGGAAGCGUUUCACGUUGAAAGGUAAUCUGAAUACACACAUAUUAUCUCAUAAAGGUAUAAAGCCUUUUUCAUGUGAGAUUUGUGGGAAGACUUUUGCACAAAAAUUGAGUAUGGAAUAUCAUAUGAAUAGUCACACGGGGAAUAAGCCAUAUAAAUGUGCUAUAUGUGGGAAAUGUUUUACUCAGAAAGGAAACAUGAAAACUCACAUGCGAUCACACAGUGGAGAAAAACACCAUGCGUGCCAAAUAUGUGGUAAAUGUUUCACCCAGAAAGGUAACAUGAAGACCCACAUGAAGUUGCAUUGCCGUCCGCCUGAUGUUGAUAAGCCUUAUCAAUGUGGUAUAUGUUGUAAAUCCUUUGUUACACGAUCUAGUUUAGAGUGUCACAUGGCAAAUCAUGUGAAUAGAGGAAUUACUGGUCCUAACAAAGCUGCAAUUGGUACUACUACGACAAUAUCUGUUAAUAGACGCGGCAGGCCACCGAACGAUCUUUCUAUUAAGCAGUUGAACGAACACUUAGCUAAGCAGGCAAAUGAUCUAUCAAUGAGACAGAUGAAUGAAACAAUAUAUAAACAAGAGAAUGACAUUGGGUCUAAGCAAAUAAACGAUCUUUCAGUUAGACAAAUCAGUGAACAAAUUUGUAAAACUGAGAACCCUGUAUCCUUAAGGACUAUUAAUGAUCAUUUAAUAAAAGCAGGAAAUUCAACCUUCAGCAAGCCAAAUGAUCAUUUUAAGCAAGGUAAUGAAUUAUUAGGUAGAACUUUAAAUGACCAUUUUAGUAGAUCUGGAAAUGAAGCUUUGUAUCGUUCUUUACAUGAGCACAUGGGAAGACCUGGGCAUGAUUUCUUAAGAAAUUCUCUAAAUGGUCAUUUGGGAAGACUUGGCAAUGAACAUUUAGAAAGAUCUUUAAGUGGUCAGUUGGGAAGAUUGAGUAACAAUUAUUUGAGUAGUCCUACCAGUGAAGCUAUGUCACGUUUGAAUAAUGAACAAAUUUUAAAGCAAAAUGAAUACAUGAGACGGCAUGUAAAUGAGCAAAUGUUGAGGCCUAAUGCGGAUCACUUGAAUAGACUUAGUAAUGAGCAUCUUGGUCGUCCAAAUAAUGAACAUAUGAUAAGAUCUGUAGAACAUCUUGGUAGACCUAGUAAUGAUCAUAUGGGAAGACCUACAAAUGAGCAUAUAAGUCGACCUAAUCAUGAGCAUAUGAAUAGAACCAACAGUGAACAUUUAGUUCGGCAAAAUAAUGAACAUAUUGCAAGACAAAAUAGCGACCAUCUCGGGAGACAAAAUAAUGAUCAUUUAGGGCGGCAAAGUGCUGAUCAUUUAGGAAGACAGAGUGCUGAUCAUUUAAGAAGACAAAGUGCUGAUCAUGUGAUGAAUAGACAUGAACACCUGGCAAGGCACAACAGUGAACAUUUAGGUAGGCCUUCAAACGAACAGAUGACUCGACAGAAUAAUGAGCACAUGAGUAGAACAUCUCUUAUUGAAGAUCAUCUGGGAAGACAAGGAGAACAUCUAGGAAGACAAAAUAAUGAUCAUUUAGGUCAAACAGGAAAUGAUCAUCUUGGCAGCUUGAGUAGCGAUCAUAUAGUAAACGACAUGAGCAGGCAAAAUGGUGAAUUACUAAGUCGAUCAAAUGAGCACCUUGUCCAAUCUAAUGAUCAUUUAGGAAGAUCUAAUGGUGAACAUUUGUCAAAUAGGUCAAGCAUCGAUCAUAUGGGUAGGCCUAAUCAUGAACAUUUAAAUAAGACUCCAAAUGAACUAAUGGUUAGCCCUAAUCACGAUCAUUUCAACAGCACGAGAAACGAACAUUUUGAUCAAGUCAGUAGUGAUCAUAUAGAUACAAGUACAACAGAGCAUAUGGCAAGUGUAACGAAAGAUCACUUUCCUAGACCAAGUCCUGAUCAUCACAAUAGAAAUGAACUACUUAAUAGCCCCCAUAACGAGCAUUUAGUACGACCGAGUAGUGCACAUCUUGUCAUGACGGACAAUGAACAUGCUUGUAGCAACGGUAGUGAUCACUUAGAUAGGCCAUCAAGGAAUGCAUCUGUUGAUACCUCAGUGAAUGAAAACAUGUCUGAAAAUGAAAAUGAACUCAUGAGGAACCAAGAAAAUGAACUACCUGUGCAACUAUCUCAAAAUUGAGCUGUAUAAUAUUAGAUUUAUUAAUUCACGCUUUUCGUAUCUCAUUGCCUGAAAUUUAAAUUAGAAAUCUUCCAUCUGAGAUAGGUUAACGUCUUUUAUCCUGUAUGUGUUUGUGUAAGUCUUCUGCUAACAAAAGCUGAAUUUAAACUCUCAACUCAACAGAUGCAAAUACGGAAAUCAUUGCCACUACACAUAACACCAAGAGCCACAGGGACUAAUAGAACUUGUAGUUAACAGCCAUUUAACUAAAAUCCUGUUUUGUCAUUCAGAUACAAUUUUUUAUACAGAGCUUAUCACACUAGAUAAUGAUAUGCAAUAAUUCAUAAGCAACAUACAUUAUUUUAUUUACUUCUAUUUUAAAAUAAUGUAUUGCAUAGUUCCAUGAUUAUUCAUAAAUACCAACAAGCCGAAUAUACAUUUGUAG